This is a messenger RNA of Aureobasidium namibiae CBS 147.97, 546 nucleotides long. RefSeq lists its product as uncharacterized. The coding region runs from base 1 to 546 and encodes 181 amino acids. The transcript has 5 exons. The record is from RefSeq and is a predicted model, not a curated record. NCBI's taxonomy places the organism in Eukaryota, Fungi, Ascomycota, Dothideomycetes, Dothideales, Saccotheciaceae.
AUGCAGCUCUUCCUCGUCAAUUUUAUCUUGAUCGUCUACGCAUUGUCUUCGUUUGUCCGUGCCGAUGCUGUUACAGAUGCAAUUCAGUUGCAGGGCCUCGCUUCCAACACGGCGGAUACUGUCUUUGCUUCGUUGAACGGGACUGCUUAUCUCAACACGUCGGAUCUGGUCUCGAAAGUCGCCGUCGCUAUUCAAAGUGCAGAUUCGAUGGUGAUGUCGAAUGUUUCCUCUCCGGGCACCGCAAAUGUCACCUUGAACGAUGCCUACUUCAACUAUGUCAACUCAAUGCUCUAUCUCGCUGAUACAGUUCAACGCCGCGGUCGUCUCUUCCACUCGGAACUGAACCUUCCAGUGUACCAGUCUCUGCAGAAUCUAUCUUCUGCUGUCUCCACAUAUGGUCACGACCUCGCUUCGGAAAACUUGAUCCAGAGAAACAGUACCAUUCGUACCUUGACGACCAGCAGUGCCAUUGUCAGAGCACAGAGUUCAUGGGCCAACAAUCAGAACUAUCCAGGCAAGAGGGAGACUUUGAGCUGGUCAGGUUGA